Messenger RNA from Rotaria sp. Silwood2, 4302 nucleotides. Lineage: Eukaryota; Metazoa; Rotifera; Eurotatoria; Philodinida; Philodinidae. The record is from the annotation of a GenBank genome assembly.
AUGCGGUCCAGUCCCAUCAAAAGGUAUGGUGUUCAUUACGAUUGUGGUUGUAUUCUAACUCACGAUGGUGAUCUCAUACGAUUCAUGAACAAUGCAGAUGAACAUGCGCUAAAUGUUCCAGAAAUUUAUGCUGUUUUAUUCUCAACAUUUGGUGCCAUGGCUUGGCAUUUAUUAUUGUUUGAUACAUCAAUUGAAAAUUUGUGUGGGCCUAUCUUAUCAACUGCUGCUAUCAACGCUAGCUCAUCAGGUAAUAGUGAUCGAGCAAAGACGUGCCAUUUCAUUAGUGCCCGAUUACUAUCGACAUUUCACUUUUUAUCGGCUCACUUGAACGAAGACGAUGCAUGUAUUCUACUUAGCCGCUGCUUCGAACAAAUGACUCUUAUGACAAUAAAUCAGCAAAAUUCAUGGAUUAAAUCUGUCUAUUCAACACUUGAAGAUAAGCUGGAUGCUGAAAAAGAAUAUCAAAUACAAAUAUUCUAUCCUGUGUAUCAAAAAUUAGCCGCAUAUAGAAGUUACAUCAAUCAUUUGAAUCUACAAUCACAGAUACAAGCAAAUCUUAGAGAUUUUAUCAAUCGACUGCCUAUCACCCUUCAAUUUAAACACUUUAAAACAGAAUUACACAAUCCAUUACAUUCAGAUUUACCAUUGAAAAUUCUUGAACAUGUUCUCGAUUCCAUUGACUUUCUCAAAAUGACCAAGUAUAUUUAUGAUUUGGGUAAAUUCUAUCUUCUAUUACAUCAGACAUACACACAAUUAAUCGAACGAGAUGAAUUAUUAACAGUCAGCUUGCAUGAAUUAGUGCAACGAGCUCAGAAGCAUUACAAUUAUUCUUAUCAUCAUAGUGAGAAAGAAAAACAUUCCAAAAUAAUUGAGAACGGUUUGAACGCCAUUAAUGCUUAUCAUUCCUUCACUAGUGGUCUCAUUCGACCUGGUGCUUGCGAUGAAACACAACCUUUUGAAACGGUUACAUCCAAGACACCAGUGCAUUAUUUAGUUACAACAGAAAAUCAUGACGAGGGCGAUAUUAUUAUGCGUAUCCUCAGUAUUCUCGUCGAUUAUCACAAUAGUUUAUUGGAUUUGGUUGAGAAAGAAUUAAAUAGUAGUAAAAAUAGAGAUAUAAUCCCAUUGAAGGUAUUAUUUAACGAGCUUAUGUUAAAAGAAAUCUCCGUUAUACAAAUCGUCAGUGACAACACAGGUAUUAUCACAUUGACCGAUAAUGAUUGUUCAUGGAUCGAACAAUUAUGUCAAGCAAGUCUUACGAAUGAAGAAGAAUAUUUUCCAACAUCGGAUACACAAUUCAAUUUUGAUUUUCUCUAUGUUCAAUCGUACAUCAUUCGAACGUAUCUUCUUUUUUGUCGUAUUAAUUAUCGUCAUAUGGCACAAAAAUAUCAAUAUCAUAUACGUCAAACACAAAUUACUACGACAACGAUUGAUGCUGAAAUAUUUGAUUUAAGUGAAAAUUAUUCCAUUUCACUAAAUACUCAACAACUUGAAACUGAAUGGAAUCAUUUAAAGGACAUGUUAUUAGAUAAACUCUAUCAUGGUAAUAAUCUUCUUAGACAAAUAUCACGAAUACUAAGACAUCAUCCAGAAGAUGUAUCUUUCAAGAAUCUAUACGAUUUUAUUGAAUCAACAGAUCGAGAUACUAGUUUUCGUGAUCAAUUAGAAAUGUAUGAAAUUAAAAAUUUUCAAUUAUGUUACAUUCAACAUAUACGAAAAUUGUAUGAAAAUUCGAUCAAUGGUUUUGAAUAUUUGUUCAUCGAUGUAUCUGAUCUACUUCGAACUCCAAUCGAUGAUGAAUUAAAACAUGAGCUUAAACAAAUAUUUCAUACAAAAUUAAUUCAAAUCGAUUACAGUAAUGAAAUUGAUCAAUUAGAUUUAACAAUACAAUCAAUUACACAGUUGUUGAAUGCAUUGAAAUCAAUUCAGGAUACUAUAUCGCAACAAUCGACUCAUUCAUUGACUGUGAUAUGUAAACAUUUGAAAAUUAUUAAUAAGAUUCUUUCUUUGAUACCAGAAGGUAUUAAAUGUGAAAACUAUGUUGCUUUCUGUAUUAUUUUAAUUCAAUUACGAUCAACAUUACAAGAACAAACAAUCAAUAUUGAAGAAAAAAAAACGAAAUUAUGGAAUGAAAAUUUUGAUUUGCAAUCGCAUCAAGAAGGACAUUCAAAAGAAGGAAAUCGUUUUCAUAAUUAUUUGAAACCAGACAAUAAUCAAACGAUGAAUUCAGAUGAUCAAAGCGAUUGGAAUGUGUUCGAUGGGAAUUAUGGCUAUUCAGAUGGUUAUAUGAACAACUAUGAUGACUUACUUGGCGAUGAUAAUGUUCUUUUAACACCACAACAGGAAAAUGCAACUAUACCGAUUCAACAAAUCUACCAGAAAUCUCUUGUUGAACAAAAAAUCGAAUAUGUGUCUAUCUUUGAAUUGAGUCUUAAGUUCGUUCCAUUGGCAUCAGCAGUGAUGAUACAGCAACUAUUGAAUAAACAGCAACAAGAACAAGUGGAGUCCACAAAUUCCACGAAAGCAAUUAAGCUCCUUUUCAUUCAUCCCGAUGGUAAAUCUACUACUCAUUUGACGAGAAGCGAAAACUUGUACGAACAAUUAAAGAGAAUUGUUAAGGAGAAAAAAUAUAAUUUCGAUACAUUGGCUAUCGUCAACAAAAAUGAAAUAUUCGUCGAUUUGAUGACCAACAGUAGCUCACUACCCAAACAAAUAUCUUCAGAAUAUCGUAUUGUCGAAAAGGCAUUGUUAGUUCGUAUUCAAUUUCAAUUUCAAACAAAACUAUUCGAAUAUUGGGCUACACUAAGUGCAAAUAUUUCGAUUCUCAUCGAUCGUUUCAUUGAUGAUGGUGAUCUCAAAUCGACGUCGGCAGAUGUUUGUCUUUGUUUUACUGACGAACUCGGAAAAUGUAUUGAUAACGGAACGAUUGCUGACAUAUAUCGAACGAAUAAUGACAACAGUAGUAAUACAACAAUUUAUAUCACAGUAACGGAAGAGAACAGUAGCACUACUAACGUAUGUGAAGUAACUCUUCGAUCGAAACAAGUGAUGGAUCAAACUGGAUUGUCAAUAUUCGAUGGGAUCAGUCGAGAUGAUACAAUGAAAGUCAUUUUCUCAUAUGGCACAAAUAGUCAAAUAAUUUGUGCAUUGAAAUCAAUACCGGUUUAUCAGUUAUUAAACAAUAAUUCUAUGUUGGAACAGUUAAAUGUGAAUAUAUCUUUCCACGAUUGUGAUCUUGCAGUGGGAGAAAACAAUGAUAGAAUCUUAUCUCAAGAUGAUAUUCAACAGCCUGUUGUCAAUUAUUUAUCUACUGAUAAUCAACUCGUUCAUUUUCGAAUAUCGAUUUUAAUUCAAAUAUUCAGAUACGAUGAAAAACAAAAAAAACAAAAGCAACAGCAAAUAUCAAUAUCAGACAGAAACAUGACAGUUGAACAAUUGUUACAAUUGACAAAAACAACAUCCGAUGUUGUCGAAUAUUUGGCUUCGAAUAAUACACAAGUAAUAAUAGAGAGUUAUAAACAACUUUUGAAUUUGAACGAGACAGAAUUCAUUCUUGUCCAAGAAUAUCAAACAUGUCUUGUUUCAAUUAAAAAAUCAAAACAAUUACAGCUUAUUGAAAUUGAUGAAGGCAACGAAUUAAAUUCACGAUUUACAAUCUUUGCAACAAUUGCUGACGUUUAUAGACACGGUAAAAUAGAUGUUGAACGUCAACAUCUCUUGUAUUCAGAUGAUUUCGUUCCAACAAUGAAUGCUCAACUGAUAUCGUUCCGAUUGACAUCGCCUAUUCAAUUCACACUAAUGGAUGGUAAUUUACCUAUUACUAUUACCAUUCUAAAUGUAGAAGAAGGAUUUUCAAUAAAAUUUCAUUGUUUAAUGUCAAUCACUGUCAAACGUUUAUAUCAAAUAGCAUACCAACUAUUUAGUAUUAAUGACAACUUUCAUCAAUUAAUCUAUUCUGAUUGUUCAUUGGACGAUGAUGAGAUGAGUUUGGAAGAUCUUGAUCCAACUUCAACUGAUAUACAACUUCAGUUGAUCUGUAAGACAGUUUUGAAAAGUUCGAUUACAUAUCGCAAUCAGACUAUCAUCCUACCUUGUGAUGGCGAAACACUGGCAUCACAUGUCAUCGAAGAAGCAUUUCGAAGAUUUUGUAUACCUCAAGAACAUAUGAACAUAUAUGAACUAUUGGCAAAGGAUAGUGAUACAACACAAAUCGAUUCGACUAUGUUAAUUGAAGAUAUACUUCAGCUGUUCCCUUCUGAUACUGUGAUCAUACCAUUUGAGUUGAUAAAGAAAGACGAAUAA